Molecule: messenger RNA, 2772 nt
Organism: Penicillium odoratum
Lineage: Eukaryota; Fungi; Ascomycota; Eurotiomycetes; Eurotiales; Aspergillaceae
Product: 5'-methylthioadenosine/S-adenosylhomocysteine nucleosidase family protein
Exons: 2
Coding region: 1-2772 (923 amino acids)
Biological process (GO): nucleoside metabolic process
Molecular function (GO): catalytic activity
Source: RefSeq, a predicted model, not a curated record
AUGCCUCAUCCGGUAACACCAAGAGGCCGCAAGGACUUCAGCGUUGCGAUAAUAUGUGCUCUAGAGGUUGAGUCUGACGCAGUAGAGCUGCUUUUUGACCACAUCUGGGAUGCAAACGGCGAUCGAUACGGCAAAGCGCAUGACGACACAAAUUCCUAUCGCACAGGAGCGAUCGGCAAUCAUAAUGUCGUGUUAGCAUACAUGACUGGCAUGGGCAAGGUCCAAGCAGCAACUGUCGCAAAGAGCUGCCGUUCGAGUUUUCCAUGUAUCCGAAUUGCCUUGAUUGUUGGCAUUUGUGGAGGGGUGCCAGGAAGCAUUGAAGGGGGAAUGUUCCUGGGUGAUAUCAUAAUAAGUGAUGAGAUUUUGCCAUACGAUUUUGGAAAGAGGUUCCCCGGGACAUUCAAAUACAGAGAAACAGCGUCUUGCUCUACUGUGAGCAGCGAGGUGCAAGCCUUUUUGCGCAAGCUUAGAAGCCCAAAGGGCCGCGAGCAUCUAAUCAGCAGGACAGAGCAUCAUCUUGAUGCCCUUCGAACGCGAAGUAGCGAUUAUUCUCGCCCUUCUAGACAAACUGAUCUCCUUUUCGAGCCAAACUACCAUCACAAGCAUCACGAAACCUCGCAAUGCAAAACAUGUGGGAAACCCAAGUCUUGCAAAAAAGCGCAGAAGGCCACUUGUAAAGAUCUGAAAUGUGACGUGGAGAAAUUAGUCGUUCGUUCGCGUUCAUCCCAGAGGAAAUUCAGCAUCCACUUUGGGCGAAUCGCAUCAGGGGAUACGGUGAUGAAAUCGGGCAUGGACAGAGACAGAAUUGCUGACAAAGAGAAGGUGAUUGCAUUUGAGAUGGAGGGCGCCGGCAUUGCCGGCAUCAUGCCUUUUAUUGUUAUAAAGGGGGUCUGUGACUAUGCCGACAGCCACAAAAACAAGAUUUGGCAAAAGCACGCUGCUGGAGCAGCAGCUUCGUGCAUGAAAUCAAUGCUCGAACAGUGGGCAGUCAUGGAUCAAUUCGAAGAGACACACCAGCAACCGUCGGGCUCCUCACAGGAGUCUAAAUGCUCUAUCAAAGAAACCUCCUCCGAAGUAUGCGCUCUGCCAACACGCAACAAUGAAGGCUAUCACUCAAAGCACAAUCCUGAUGCCAGCAAUGAGGAGCUUUUGCGAGUUUUACCAGAACUUGAUUCUUGCUUCAAAUGUGUCAUUAAAUCCUUCAGAGAACACCGAAAGUAUUUGCCUAGAGACGCUGAUCUCAAGGAAAUAUUGAAGAACCAGCGUUUCAUUGUCUCUGAUCAUGCAAAAGUCCUGUUAUCAAAUGGCAGUAUUAGUUCAUCUAGGGUGUCCUGUCUAGAGAUAGCUCUGGGGAUUCAAAAGAAGCUUGAAAUCAUCGAGGACCUUGUCAGACAGAUUCGGGUUACUACUCAGACAAGAUCACAGCCCAUUAGUGCAUUGUCAUCGCUCAAGGUGAGUGAUAUCCCAUGCAAACACCGCUCAAACCCUCAGGCUAAUAAAUCAUAUAUCCAGAACUCUGUAGAAGACUUGGAAUCCCUGAUCCAAAAUUUCACAUCGGCCAUGAGCCAACCGAUGAAAAUCUAUGACUGGCGAGAAUCAACGAUAACCAGAGCCCCUAAACGUCGUCGGAAAUUUGAGGACUUUCGUGUCGUCCAACAAGCAGCUCGAAGCCUCUACGAAGCUGUGGGGACAGCCUGUGCGGCGCAUACUGUCCAUACUGUGCAUAUAUCCCUCCAGCCAGCCCUUGACGGAACAACAACCCGAGUCCGAUUCAACGUCGCCUUUUUUCAACACAAAAAAGCACCGGAGAACACGGUCUGGAUCGACGUGGAAUCCACAAUCAAAUCCCAUGAAAGUUAUUCUCAACUAGAAUUCACAUCAUCCUCGGGUGAAAGUCAUUCUCUCAAACGACAACGCGAAACUGAACGUGGAAACUGCUCAUCAGCACAACGAAAACGUGUUCAGUUCAAGUUUCCAGUAGCGCCAAUACAGUCACUAUGCCCAAAAACGGACGCCGUUGAAAUCCCAAAUCUCCAUAUCCAACGCAACUUCUGCAAGGUGGUCGAGAGAUUCUUAAAUCAACAAGAACCUGACAGUUGUAUUGGCUUACUAGGAGACAAUAGAACAUGCAAACAUUUGGCAUAUGUAGCCAGUCGGACUAGUGUAACAACUUCAGCCAUGUCCCUGUCUGAGCUAAUAUCACAACCAAGAUCCGAUAUCACGAUGGAAAUGAGCCAGUAUGAACGUGUUCGUCUAGCGAAAUAUCUUGCUACUGCUGUUCUUUACUACCAUGCCACGCCUUGGCUCAACAAGGGAUGGAGAAGUGAAGAUGUUCACUUAAUUAAUAGUUCGGAUCCUUUCAUUGAACAGCCACAGCAUAUCCUUGCUUAUAUGACGAGCUCUGUCUCAACAGAAUUCCAGCCUGUAUGCCCCGGGUACCAUCGCUUUGUUCGGAAUCCGGUUCUCUUCGGACUCGGAGUGAUGUUGCUCGAGCUCGCAUUUCAAGCCCCUCUAUCGUCCCUGGAACGGUCGACCGAGCUACAAGGAGAGGAAUCCGAUUUCAUUGAAUAUUUCACAGCCUGCCGAGUGGUAGAGUUCAGUCAUGCGAAGAUCAGCAAAAGCUUCAAAGAUGUCAUCAAAAGAUGUUUGUAUUGUGACUUUGGACAUGACAAUGACUUCACGAGUCCUGCCCUUCAGCAGGCUUUUUACAACAAUGUCAUUACGGUCCUUGAAGAUCUGGAAGAGCGAUUCAGAGAGCUUCAACUUGACUAA